AUGCCUCCUCCAGCCGAAUCUGCCAGGCUCUUGGGAUCAACACCCCCACCAUCACAGCUGCCCUCGGGGACCAAUGGCAACACAGCAGCGAGAAGAGCACGGCCGCCGUUGCUCUCUGUGCCUAGCUCCCAGUCAGUGCGCUCAGCUCGAUCUGUCAAGAGCAUGGAGCCCGUGAUCGCAAACUACCGCCUGUGUGACGUUGAUCUGAUCAACUUGGAGGCCUUGUCUGAGGCGCACAGUAAGUCCUUCAACAGAUGGGCCUACGUGAGUUACUACCUACCCAUUCUACGAUGGCUCCCUCAAUACAGCGCUAAGGCAAGCUUGUUAGGAGACGUUUUGGCUGGGGCAACUAUGGCAAGCUUCCAGGUACCGUUGGUGAUGUCGUUGGCGACGUCGUUGGCGAAGUUACCGCCAUUGGUGGGUCUUUAUUCUGUGGUAGGCGCUGCGUCGGCCUACGCUGUGUUUGGCGGUGUUCCUGUUCUCGUGGUGGGUCCGCUGCCGUCUACUGCUGUUUUGUACGGCCAGGUGAUCGAGGAGAUCAUGCACGUGUGGAAGGAUAAGAGCUUGACCAAUUUGGAGGUGAGUGCCACGAUUUCCGUGGGCAUGUCGGCGAUCUUGUUGGCGUGUGGUUUGCUCAAGUGGGGGUUUCUCGAUAAUAUCUUUUCCAGGGCGUUGCUCAAGGGCUUUAUUGGUGCUAUGGGUGUGGUGAUGAUAAUCAACCAAUUUGACAUUCAGCUCGGGCUCCAGGAUAUAGCAGACAAGGAGCCUCACCACACGAUUGUAGAGAAAGUCGUGUUUGCAGCUUCGAACAUCCACAUGGCCCAUAAACUCACCGUGUGCAUCACAUGUGCUACAUUACUCAUUGUGCUUCUUGUUAGGAAAAUGAAGAACAUUCUAGUCAACAAGCACGGCAUUAAACAGGCUGUGUACAUUCCCGAGCUUCUUGCAAUGGUGGUGGUGGCCACUAUCUUGUCGUACACUCUUGAUUGGGAAAGCAAAGGGGUGGAAAUUGUGGGUGAUUUGACGAAAACCAAAAAGACUGAUCCCUCUCAUGGAGCACCUUCCAUCAUCAUUAAUCCCUUCAAGCUCUCGCGCUUCCCACUAUUCAAAAAGGUGUUUCAAACAUCAUUCCUUUGCUCGAUUCUUGGCUUCUUCGAUUCCACCACCGCCACCAAAGCUCUAGGGGCUCGUUACAACUAUAAUGUAUCCUCAAAUCGUGAGCUCGUAGCUCUUGGAAUGUGCAACUUUGCAAUCACCAUGUUUGGUGGCUUACCUUCGUUUGGGGCCUUGGGAAGAUCCAAGGUCAACAUUCUAGCGGGUGCUCUGACACCAAUGGCAAUUGUCAUCAUGGCUGCGCUUGUGGUGGUGGCCAUAAAGUACUUGCUCCCGUUCCUCUACUACUUACCUGAAUGUGUGCUUGCUUUGAGCACCACAAUUAUCGGGUUAACGGUCAUCGAAGAGGUGCCGCAGGACGUCAUGUUUUUCUGGGGAAUCGAUGGCCACGACGAGAUCAUUUCGUUAUUCCUCGUGUUUGCCACGACGAUUUUUUGGAACGUCGAGUCCGGAGUGAUCUUGGCUAUUGUCAUUGCCGUUGUCAGAAUCAUCAAAGCAGGCACCCAGUCUCGGAUUCACAUUUUGGGAAGGGUGCCCAACACAUCGGUAUUCAGGAACGCCGAUGAGCUCAUUGAGGAAAGCUUUGCUACCUUCACCGAGGCAGAGCAGGAAGGUGACUCCAACACUACAUCUACAGACAAUCUUGCCGAUUUGGUUGCCGAGAUCCAGCAGAUCGAAGGUGUACUAAUUAUCAAGAUUCCCGAGCCGUUGAAUUUCGCCAAUCUGGGCGCCCUUCGCAGCCGCCUCAGUCGGAUCGAGAAGUUCGGCACUCUCCUGGUGCAUCCCUCGCAGCCGUCGAUGCGUGGUUUUGAAGAAGGUGCCAUCAAAUUUGUUAUCUUUGACUGCAAAGGCAUGACAUCGAUAGAUGCGUCAGCCACCCAGACGCUUUGUGAGAUUGUUCGCCGAUACAGCGAGGUGAAUGACAUCUGCGUCUCGUUUGCACGAGUGCCCACCAACACACAAGUGAGAAGCCGGUUCAGAAAGCUGGGUCUUGCCGAUAUUGUCAACUCCAACUACAAGCGAUUUGUGAAAGGCCGGUCCUCACACCGCAGUGGUGGAGAGGUACGUACAUACACCGUAGCCACCAGGUUAGGAGACGGUUUUUUUCUCAGCAUCGACGAAGCUCUUAAAGCUUUUGACAUUGAGGGCGUUUAG
Candidozyma auris is the source of this 2268-nucleotide messenger RNA. RefSeq lists its product as uncharacterized. Gene Ontology annotation, biological process: transmembrane transport. Gene Ontology annotation, cellular component: membrane. Bases 1 to 2268 code for a protein of 755 amino acids. NCBI's taxonomy places the organism in Eukaryota, Fungi, Ascomycota, Pichiomycetes, Serinales, Metschnikowiaceae. The record is from RefSeq and is a predicted model, not a curated record. Gene Ontology annotation, molecular function: sulfate transmembrane transporter activity. The transcript has a single exon.